AUGAUAAUCUCUUGGAUUCUUCAUUCUAUUUCUAAAGAAAUUGCUGAAAUUGUUAUGUUCAGAGAUACCAUCGAUGCUAUAUGGAAGGAUUUAUCUAAUCGUUUCAACCAUAGUAAUGGUCCCCAUAUGUUCCAACUCAGGGAGUUAGCUACUGCCCUCAAACAAAGAAAUCAAGACAUCAACACCUACUUCACUAGACUGAAAGUUCUAUGGGAUGAAUUUGCUGAGUUCCACCCCACUGCUGUUUGCACUUAUGGUGCCAUGGAAAAGCUCAAUGAUUUUUAUAAUCUUGAUCAAGUCUUACAAUUCUUAACAGGGCUCAAUGACUCGUAUCAGCCUAUUCGUGCACAAAUUCUUUUGAUAGAUUCUCUCCCCAACAUAUCAAAAGUGUUCUCCAUGGUCAUUCAAGAAAAGAGGCAACAUACUCUUAGCACUACCACUAUUUAUGCGAUUGCUGCUGCCACUUCAACAAGCACCACUCAACCCCCAAGGUCUAAGAAGCCAAGACCUUUCUGCACUCAUUGCAAAUGA
Molecule: messenger RNA, 531 nt
Organism: Humulus lupulus (European hop)
Lineage: Eukaryota; Viridiplantae; Streptophyta; Magnoliopsida; Rosales; Cannabaceae
Exons: 1
Coding region: 1-531 (176 amino acids)
Source: RefSeq, a predicted model, not a curated record